GGUCAUCGGUGAGCCAAGGAAAUUGGAUUUGAGAAGGCUGGCGACGAGGAACCGGAGAGGAAGGGAGAAAGAUCAAGCUGAACAAGUGGAUCUAAGGAACCCCUUCUCUUAUCUCCAUCUCCCUCCAGUGUGGCGUGGGCUCCAUCUCUUUUUGCAGCGAUCACGAACGUCGACUACCAUCCACCGCCAUGCAAAACCCACAAUCUUUCCUGGUUAAUUUUGGGGUUUUGUUAAGAAAUGAAAAUGACUUCGAUGAAUCCCCCAAGCUCGAAGGCAAGCUCCAUUAUUUUAUCAAACCCAAAGAAGAGGAAGGAAAGAAAGCCUGAAAAAGAUCUUAAAUGGAAACUCGGAGAGAGAUCACCACACCCACACCCACACCACCCCCCAUUCCCACUCCCCCCUCCCCCCUCUUCUUUUUUGUUGCACAAUGGCAGCUAGGACCUUUUACUUUCACAAUGUGAAAGAAAAUUACAUCGGAGCUACUUAGAGAGUAUCAUUUUUAUGAGUUCAAUUAAUUGACUUAUUGUAU
This is a messenger RNA of Rubroshorea leprosula, 529 nucleotides long. Lineage: Eukaryota; Viridiplantae; Streptophyta; Magnoliopsida; Malvales; Dipterocarpaceae. The record is from the annotation of a GenBank genome assembly.